AUGCGCACUCAGGCCCUGACAGAGCUCGUUUCGACCACCGACGACGUCCGCCGGCUGCGCUCUGCGGCCGACGCGAUCCGCGCGCUGGUUCCAAUCGGCGGGACGGCGCCGCGCGCGCGCACGCUGCAGCUGGCGCGCUGCGCCGGCCUCAUCGCGGCGCUCGUGGCGGCGCAGGACCCGGACCACGCUGUAAAAGACAACAUGACACUGCGCAUUCAGCUCGCCAGCGCCCUGAACAACCUCAUGGCGGCGUCCUCCGACGCGGUGACCCUGGCAACCGCACGCCGCAGCGGCUGCGCGCGCUGCGGCGGCGGUAAUUGCGGCGGCAGGCUGCGCUGCGUCGCGGAGCUGUAUCUUCUCAACCUGCAGGCCUGCUCCUUCCUUAUAGGCGAUUCGGAGCCCGACGAGGCGGCUGUGGAGUACGCAACUUCAGCAAUGAUCGGGCUCUCGGCAAUCCACAAAUGGGAGCCUGACUGCCUGCCAGGCGCCGCCGUGGCAGCUGCAAGGCGCGCGCCAGGCGGCGCGGCGGGCAUGGCGAGGGCCUUCGCGCUCCUGCUUACGCCGCGGCCGACGCCCCGCGGCG
Molecule: messenger RNA, 583 nt
Organism: Monoraphidium neglectum
Lineage: Eukaryota; Viridiplantae; Chlorophyta; Chlorophyceae; Sphaeropleales; Selenastraceae
Exons: 1
Source: RefSeq, a predicted model, not a curated record